Molecule: messenger RNA, 1908 nt
Organism: Fusarium keratoplasticum
Lineage: Eukaryota; Fungi; Ascomycota; Sordariomycetes; Hypocreales; Nectriaceae
Exons: 2
Coding region: 1-1908 (635 amino acids)
Biological process (GO): DNA-templated transcription initiation
Cellular component (GO): transcription factor TFIID complex
Source: RefSeq, a predicted model, not a curated record
AUGGCUCAACCUCAACCUCAGGCGCAGGUUCCGCCGCGCGCAUUCUCUCCCCCACAGCCCACGCCCUCGCCCGCCGCGUCACAAUCGAGCUUUGCACUCCCACCUCAGAAGCGAGUCCGAACCGACGGUCCUCCAUCGCAGCCCGAGUCGCCUUACGCUACAUCUCCCUACGCCGCGAGUCCCGGGCCUACCGGAACGCCUCCUGCCGCCGCGAAUUCUCCUGCGUAUGCGCAUAGUCCUGCUCUGCCGCAACCAUAUGCCACGCCCUACACCAACGGCCACACCACGCCUGGCCUCAAUCUCCCAGACGCCCGACCGAACUCGACGCCCCCGAUUCAAACACCGCAUCACCCGCCUAUGCCCCAGUACACAAACGCGACGAUGACGCCUGUACCCGCGCCUGCCGUGGCUCCCGUUGUUGCUCCAGCUCAAGGGCCUGGAGCCAUGGGGCCGCCACAGAGGCCAGCCGAGCGCCCGACAAAAGAUUAUGAGUACGACGUGACAGACUCGCUUGCUGGUACCGGCAUUGAUCUACGCGCUGAGGAACAAUACAUGAAUGAGCUCUACUCAACCGGGUUCGACGAAGCCAGGACAGGUUUCGCCCAGCAUCCGCCGGGAGCCAAGGGGAGCUUCUACGGCGCAGGCCCUGCGAAUCAACCUGCUCAAUCGACACCCGACCAGACUCAAGAACAGUUCGCUGCCCAGCAAGCAGAGAGAGCUUGGUCUGAGUCUUCGAUGCGACUUGCUGUGCAACGAACUCAGGAGAUCGGUGACCCGUUCCUUAUGGUGGCAACGCUUCACCGACGAGCGGAUAAAAUCGCUCGAGAGCACCAUCUCUCUCUCAACUUGGAUCUCAAGAACAACAGCCAGACCAUGGGAAAGAUGAGGCUGCCAGAACAAUUUCCUUACCCCAAGGUCAACAUCAAGACGGCACAGGGCCCGGACGCUGCUCUAGUCCAGACGACAGGCUCCUAUAUUCCUCAUGAUGCAUAUCUGGUUGAUCAGCUGGCGUUGCUGUCGAUUGCAUCCAAGCAAAGGCUUAGAGGGCUUUUGGAGGACGCGCACGUUGUGGCGACGAACCGGCAGAAGACGUCUCACGGCGAUGUGCCUGAAGACUGGGCACCAGCCGCUGCGCCCAUGAAUGCGGAGCCUCUGCAGUCAAUCGAGAAGCCAACUGACGGCGCGGAUGCAGCUGGAGUGGAGAGUGCGAAUGGGGAGGGCACGAAUCCAUUGAAGCGCUCAGCCGACGGUGCUGGAUUGGCAAACGGGGCUCCACCUGUCAAGCUACCAAAGAUCUCAUCUUACAUGACGACUACGAUGCGCGACCUUGCGCGACAGGAACGUGACUGGGAAGAGGCGCGGUUGCGAAAGCGACAAAAGCGCAAGGACGGUAUCCCUGACUCUGGAAGCACGACCUCGCGUGCAGGCAGCGUGGCUCCCGGUACUCCGGGAACCACGGCUCCAGAAUCGCAAAAGACCAUGACCAAGAAGGAGAUGAAGAAGAACCAGCAAGCCAAGGCAGCUGAGCUGGACAGUCACCAGAGUCAGAACACGACGAGCAGUCUCUUUGCCGGCCUAGGAGGCAAGGGCGGCCUCUUCGGCAAGAAGAAGACGGGCAAGACGUACGACUGGAUGAAUGUUGGGCGUGGAGGUAGUGGGGCCAGCACACCUACAAGAAACCCGUCCGGACUCGGUAAGGGGGCGGGAGGUUCGGUAGCGGCGGCGGCACCGGUCAACAUGGCCAUGACGACGGAAGGACGCAACCGACUCGGAACAUGGCGAGAAGACAAGGAGAAGGGCAGGAACAUACAACUACGGGAUUGGGUCUCGGUGUUGGAGAGGGAUGGGCGUGAGCACAAGGCACUACAGGGGGCCUAUCUGCGCUUGGACGCAUCAAAUCCCAAGUGA